This is a messenger RNA of Lachancea sp. 'fantastica', 2157 nucleotides long. The record is from the annotation of a GenBank genome assembly. Lineage: Eukaryota; Fungi; Ascomycota; Saccharomycetes; Saccharomycetales; Saccharomycetaceae.
AUGUCUGAGGAAGAGGAAUCGAAAAGAGUAUCCGUCCAGGUGUCUUCUUUGUCAACACAAUUGAUCGAAAGCAUUGAUAAACAGUCACUAUUGGAAGAACAGCUGUUAGCAGCCAGGAAAGUGAUCAAUGGCCAAAAAGCUUCGCUGGAAGCCCUGGAAGAUCUGAAAGCUCAACUCUCGCAGACCAGGAAUGAAUUGAAAGCGGAAAAAGCUCAAAACGCCAAGAACCGCGGUCUUCUGAGAACUGCAGAGGAGGAAAAAGGAUCAGCACAAGCCGAGGCCGAUCGGCUUAACAAGGAAGUCGAGGAACUCACUGCGUCUCUUUUUGACGAAGCCAAUUCCAUGGUUGCGGAUGCACGGAGAGAGACUCACAAUUUCAAGGUCAAAAACGACAAGCUGAGUGAACAACUGCAGGAAAAAGAUACACUUUUAGAGACUCUAAAGAUCCAGCUGAAGAACCUUAAAGGUGUUCUAUACAACCUGGAGCAAGAACAAUGUGCAGCACAAGCGUCUAAUCGUAAUUCUGUCGUGGCCAAUGAAUCGGGAGCACUGUCAAGUGGACCUCUGGAGAAAACGAUGAAUGCUUUGACUGGAACGUUGCCAACGUCUGAUACUGUGGUUUUCUCGCCAUAUCUAAAAUCUCUAAGGUAUGAUCUGGGACUAUAUAAUGAGUUUCUGAAGUUCGUGACCGUGCUCCCUGAAUGUUCUUCGAUCAAAGACACAACUUCGCGAUCGAAGCUCCUUAGAAGGUUGGUCAACGAUGAAAUUCAACCAAUGCUGCGACUAGACAACGCUAGUGGCGUUGGGUGGUACGUGAGGCGUAACCUAAUGAAUCUCAUGAUGGAGGGAAUGGUAAUUAUUGAGCCCGUUAGUGGCAUCAACGAGACAUAUCGUUUAGGUCAUGGUUCUAAUUCAGCGGUAAACUCUCCUCAGCUACCAAAAUCAGAGAAGUCCAGAGAAUCACAUCUUUACAACUACCCCGCGGACUCGCCACCUGUCGCUAUUCAGGACCCUUGCGCUUUCUGCUCCGAGAGCCGUAAUGACAUUCUGGAGCACGGAAGAUUGUAUCUACUCAAGACAUUGCAGAAAAAUGAAGAUGGUUCCAUUACACCUAACGCUCAGUUUCCCCUUUGCCAUUAUUGUUUACUGAAGAUAAGGCAGACCUGUGAAAUUUUUGCCUUCUUAAGGCUGCUUAAAAGUGGCGCUUGGCAUCUUGAAGACUUGUCAGAAUACCACCGGCAACAAAUUGCGACAGACGGGUCAGCUCCUUCCGCUAAUGCGUCUGAGAAUCCCGGACUUGAAAACAAAUCAAAACGCGCAACGUUCAUGGCAGGGCUUUCCAAAUCGCUGCCAUCGAAGGUUCCAAGUUCGACCAAAAUGGUCCCGCUGAUUUCGUCACAAAGCGGCAACCCCUCAACGAACACGCAACGCGCAUGGGCUCAACUCUGCAAAUUGCGAGCAUCCUUGCACUGGGCUCACAUAGGGAUCUGGGCUUUGGAAGAUAGCUUAGAAACUAAAAUAGGGCCUGUCGCAACUGAAUCUCGCGAGCUCUCGGAGUCCACUAUUUUGACGCCAGAUUAUCUGAAAAAGCGGGAAACUCGAGAUUCUUUCACUAUUCAUAAGUCCGAAUCCACCCCCACUGACGAAGAUUUCGACUUUGAAAUGCCGGAUAAUGGCAAGUUCGAUGAUACAGGAAAAGUUUCUACGGACAAGUCUACUACUUCGGAGCCCCAUGGCGAUGGGGCCAGUUUGUCGCAGAAACACGAUAACGAAAAUUUGGCAGAAGCUCUUGAAAAUGCUGACCUUGGUACUCAGAGACACUCUUCACCCGCUAACGCGGGUCAAACAUCACUUGAUGCUGAAAGGCAAGAGCUUGAUGAAGAACAAGACACGAUCGAGCCAGUACUUAAAGCCGUCCAAAACAAAGACGCAUUGCUAUCGGAAUUCGUUGAAGAGAAUCACAGCCCUGUCAAAUCUAAUGCUACUGAGCCAAGAAGUUCAUCAGAAACACAGCUUUCAGACAAAGUACCAUCCUUGAUGGCGGGCCCAACUUCCGAAAAUGCAAAGUUGGAAAACUCAGUUCCAGACAACAAAAUACAAAGCACAACCGAUGACGAAGAUGCGGCAUUCGAUGAUGCUCAUAGCACGGUCCCAUAG